CUCCCGAGGAGGAGGGAGCGACGCUGCCGAGAGGACACCGCGAAAGAUCCCAACGCCGCCGAGCCUCCCGAACCACACGGACUGGAAUACUCUUUUGUAAUGCCGACAAUCUCUUGCCCGUGAAGAAACGUGUUUAUACCCCACUCUCUUUUUUCUAUUUGCACUACCGCUACUUCCAAACUACUGAGAAGCCUUUGACGACAGCGAGGAACACGAUAACACCCAGUGGAAGGACACAACCUCUACAAAGCCAGCACUUUUUUGAUUUUCGAGCCCGUUUCAACUGAGUUCUAGUUCCUCAUUUUGCCCGGUGUCAGCCCAACACUUUGCCCAGUCUGGAGAGCCUUUGUGCUGCCCACCACGGAUAAACAAAGCAGACCCAGUGGACGCGCUCGAGGCCAGAUACACUUAGUCUCCAAACGCCUGGUGAAUUUCAGCAGUCAGCUAUGCAGCUUGAAAUCCAAGUAGCUCUCAACUUCAUCAUUUCAUACCUGUACAACAAGCUGCCAAGGCGGCGGGUCAACAUUUUUGGCGAGGAGCUGGAACGGCAGCUGAAGCAGAAAUAUGAAGGACACUGGUACCCAGACAAGCCAUACAAGGGCUCAGGAUUCAGAUGCAUCCACGUGGGGGAGAAGGUGGACCCUGUGGUGGAGAAGGCAGCCCAAGAGAGCGGGUUGGACAUUGAGGAUGUUCGCAACAACUUGCCCCAGGACCUCAGUGUUUGGAUUGACCCCUUUGAGGUGUCCUACCAGAUUGGGGAAAAGGGACCUGUCAAGGUGCUCUAUGUUGAUGACAGCAAUGAAAGUGGAGCUACUAGCGUGGGUCUGGACCUUGACAAGGAGAUCAAGAACAGUUUCAACCCUGAUGCGCAGGUCUUCAUGCCUAUCACUGAGCCUGUGAAUGGCGCCUCUCCUGCCUCCAGCUCGCCUUCACCCCCCUUCGGCCACUCUGCAGCCGUCAGCCCCACCUUUAUGCCCCGAUCUACCCAGCCUUUGACCUUCACAACUGCCACCUUUGCUGCUACCAAGUUCGGCUCCACUAAGAUGAAGAGCAGCGGCCGCAACAACAACAAUGGCGGCAGCACUGCUGGGAGCAAGGUGGCACGUACCUCCCCCACCAACCUAGGCCUGAAUGUGAACAGCCUCCUAAAGCAGAAAGCCAUCUCCACCUCCAUGCACUCUCUGUAUGGGCUGGGUCUGGGCGCGCAGCAGCACCAGAAGCCCUCCGCCCUGUCCCCUAAUGCCAAGGAGUUUGUGUUUCCCAACCUGCAGAGCCAGGGCAGCCCAAGUGCCCUCUUCCCCGGGGACAGCUCGCUCAGCCUCAGCCCACUGCAGUACAGUAAUGCCUUCGAUAUGUUUGCGGCCUAUGGUGGCCUCAAUGACAAGUCUCUUAUGGAAGGCUUGAAUUUCAGCUUGAACAACAUGCAGUAUUCUAACCAGCAAUUCCAGCCAGUUAUGGCCAACUAGUUAAUAUCAAGGUACUAUUUCUGCUUCUACUACAGGCAGAAAUGAGCAGAUAUAUGAUAGGGCAAAAAACACACUCGUACAUGCACAUUUUAAAAAACCUGGAAAAAAAAAAAAGAAGAAAAGGUCAGAAUGUCAAGGAAAUAAAGUGACUUGUCACCUGUAAGAUCUUUGUUACAAGUCCAAGAGCAUGAGCCUGGGGGUGAAACACUUUGCCCUCUUGAGUUGUACCUUUUAUUUUUUAUUUUCCUCUUAAUGAUUAAGCUUGUAGUACAAGAAGUCCAAGCUUGGUUACCCAAACUUCAACAUGCGUCUUUGUUUUGUUUUUGUUUUUUAUUUUUUUUGCCAACCAAGCACAAAAUGAUUUUUUUACGUGACUUAAGAUAUAUAUAUAUAUAUACACACACACACACACAUAUAUAUACACACACACACAUAUAUAUAUACACACACACACAAAAGAAGAAAAAACAAGUCAUGGCCUCUUUUCAGUAUUUAAAACAUAUAACUGGACACCGCCAAUUUUCAAGAAAGUGGCAUAAAUGAGAUUUCCUGGUCUUUUUUCUAAUUGUAUAAUUUAAUUUAGUACAGAGUUUGUAAAAUAUCAGAGUAUCUAUUGUUUCUACGACAUGGUAUUGCAUUUAUAUCUUUUUACUACUCCAGUGAUCCGUGAUGGCUGCAGCGACUUUAUGUUAUUUCUUUUUUUAUUGAAAUUGUAAAAUGAAACCAUCUUUAAAAAAAACACAGAAAAAACACAAAAACAUUGACUAUUCUAAAGAUUGUCUACAGAAUAUUCCAUAGUGGUGGGAUUUAAGAAUAUUUGCUUUUUUUGAAAAACAUAAGAGUUGUAUUUUCUGUUAAGAGUUUAAAGAUUUUUGCUAUAUUAUGGACAAAAUGUAAUCGUAUAUUAAUUUUGUACCUACAUUGUGCAAUACUUGAUAAAACAAAAACGGUAUAACAAAAGUAUUUGGAGUCAGUGUCUUAAAUGUUAAGAGGGACUGAUAGUUUAUUAAGUUUGUAUUAAAAAGCUUGAAAUAAUGUUCGGUGUUGUGUUUU
Molecule: messenger RNA, 2519 nt
Organism: Lampris incognitus (smalleye Pacific opah)
Lineage: Eukaryota; Metazoa; Chordata; Actinopteri; Lampriformes; Lampridae
Gene: tob1a
Product: transducer of ERBB2, 1a
Exons: 2
Coding region: 447-1466 (339 amino acids)
Biological process (GO): regulation of gene expression
Cellular component (GO): cytoplasm; nucleus
Molecular function (GO): transcription corepressor activity
Source: RefSeq, a predicted model, not a curated record